This is a messenger RNA of Cylicocyclus nassatus, 921 nucleotides long. The record is from the annotation of a GenBank genome assembly. NCBI's taxonomy places the organism in Eukaryota, Metazoa, Nematoda, Chromadorea, Rhabditida, Strongylidae.
AUGCGAGACCAAUACAAAAAGAUUCAUGGCAAGCUUAUAUCCGAUUCGGAAGCGCCGACGAACUUCCAACGCCAGAAAAUCAUGGCCCUAUUACAAAUUGUGGAAACUACAAUGCAAGUUCCUGGAACUCGCUUUUCAAAUCUCGGUCCCACUAACAACGCCGCUGUCGAUCUUGCCCCUACUAACGAUGCCGCCGUCGACGACGAUAUCUUCAUCGAUAAAGAUGAUCCACCGUCACAAGGAACGUCUUUUCCGCAAAGUCCUUCACAAGCACCGCUCGACGACUUUUCGCCAUUUCCUACAAAGACAGCUUCGUUUAUGAAAUCCGAAAGGACACCGCUUGCGCCAGUGGAUGUCGGAAGAAGAUACCUUGGAAAAAGAAAAUAUCCGUAUACGUCGAAGUCUGACAAAGCUAGUGGAAGCAUUUGUCUCACCUUUUCACUUUUUCUCUCGAUUCGUUUUGAUUUAGCCAUCGAAGCUGUCCACAAAGCAACAGACGCCGUAAGGGAGCAACUUCAAGAGAUGAAAACACCCAUUGAUGAAUACUACCAUUUCGGUUGGUGUUUUUAUACAAUCAGUGGUGGUUAUGUACUCCACUCUCCUUCUUCAGAGAAUUAUGUAUCGCAAACUCUGAGGAGUUUGACAAAGGCAUUGGCUCACGAAAUGAUGGCACUGAUUGCUCAACUUUUCGCUUACGACGACAUCACCUUCAGCACUGCGAAGCCAGACCCCACCCAGCAAGGUGGAAUUGAUCUGCAUUAUGAAAUGACGGAGCCAGGCGGAAGCCAGAUGACGGAAGGCAAUCUUGAAUAUUCUGAGUAUGUUCAACCGAAAAAAGCACCCAACAGCCACAUCACAGUCCCUGAGUAUGCACUUAUGCUACUUCUUAGGCAAUUGCGGCUCAGUCUUUUCUUUGUCUGA